AAGAGAAGUAAAUAAAGUUAUUUAUUGUUAUGUUAAAAUCAAGAUUGUCAAGAUUUUGCUCUCAGUGCUCUUAGAACAGUAAAAAACCAGAGAGAUGUUGAGUUCUAGAGUUCGUGAACUGGUCGGAGCCAGAGGAACCAGGGGACCCGGAGCAGGGUUAAGAUUACUCUGGACAGGACGGGAGAGCAUUGAGCAGGAUGACCCUGAGAUGUGGAACCUGCUCCAGGAGGAAAAGAGAAGACAGAAGACAGGGCUGGAACUCAUUGCAUCGGAGAACUUCUGCAGCAGAGCAGCACUACAGGUUCUUGGAUCCUGUUUCAACAACAAGUAUAGUGAAGGAUACCCUGGACAGCGUUAUUACGGAGGAACAGAUGUGAUUGAUCGUGUAGAACGGCUCUGCCAGCAGAGAGCACUUGAUGCUUACAAACUGGACCCGGAGAAGUGGGGAGUUAAUGUUCAACCUUACUCAGGGUCUCCAGCAAACUUUGCUGUCUACACAGGUCUACUUAAUCCUCAUGACCGAAUUAUGGGCCUUGACUUACCCCACGGUGGACAUCUAACUCACGGCUUUAUGACGGACACUAAACGAAUCUCUGCAACAAGCGUCUACUUUGAGUCCAUGCCAUACCGGUUAGACGAGUCCACAGGAUUGGUGGAUUAUGACACUUUAGAGAAAACCUCGGCAUUAUUCCGACCUAAGCUCAUUAUUGCUGGGUUCUCUGCCUACUCAAGGAACCUUGACUACGCUAGAUUCCGACAUAUAUGUGACAAAGUCAAAGCAGUAUUACUGGCAGAUAUGGCGCAUAUCAGUGGUCUCGUGGCUGCUGGAGUUGUACCUGGACCAUUUGAACACGCAGAUGUUGUCACGUCAACAACUCAUAAAAGUCUUAGAGGGGUUAGAUCAGGAUUAAUAUUUUACCGGAAGGGAGUAAAGGGUGUGGAUAAAACCGGAAAAAGUAUUCUUUAUGAUUAUGAAAACCGGAUAAAUGGUGCACUUUUCCCUGGUCUACAGGGUGGACCACAUAAUCAUGCAAUAGGUGGAGUAGCAGUUGCUCUAAAACAAGCACAAACUCCUGAAUUUGUUACUUAUCAGAAGCAGGUGUUGAGUAACGCGAAGGCUAUGGCCGGGUCCCUGCUUGAGAAGAACUACAAGCUGGUGUCGGGGGGGACGGACAACCACCUUGUCCUUGUCAAUCUCAAGUCCAGCAAACAGAUAGAUGGAGCUAGGGUCGAGGCUGUCUGCAAUCAGGUUUUUAUUACUCUGAAUAAGAACAGCGUACCAAGUGAUACAUCAGCUCUUGUUCCUGGUGGAGUAAGGUUAGGAGCUCCAGCCCUUACCUCCAGAGGAUUUGUUGAGAAGGAUUUCAAGAAAGUAGUUUUAUUAAUUGAUGAGGCGGUAGAGAUAGCUCGCGAGAUCAAGAACAAGACCAAGAAGUUGAAGGACUACAACGAGUAUCUAUUGAACGAUGGGGAGACUCUCAAGAAAUGCGCCGAUCUCAAAUCCCGCGUAAACGAGUUUGCUUCCAAAUUCCCGAUGCCAGGACACGACAACUAUUGAAAUGAUGGAACAGAAAAAAAUAAGAUAAACUUUCUUACACUUUAUAGAUCUAAAGAAACAUAUAUUUUGAAACAAGAGUUAAUAAAAUAAUUACAAUUCAAA
Eurytemora carolleeae is the source of this 1660-nucleotide messenger RNA. Its product is annotated as serine hydroxymethyltransferase, mitochondrial. NCBI's taxonomy places the organism in Eukaryota, Metazoa, Arthropoda, Copepoda, Calanoida, Temoridae. The record is from RefSeq and is a predicted model, not a curated record. The transcript is spliced from 12 exons. Gene Ontology annotation, molecular function: cobalt ion binding; mRNA regulatory element binding translation repressor activity; pyridoxal phosphate binding. Gene Ontology annotation, biological process: tetrahydrofolate interconversion; purine nucleobase biosynthetic process; protein homotetramerization. Gene Ontology annotation, cellular component: cytoplasm; cytosol; mitochondrial inner membrane. The coding region runs from base 95 to 1558 and encodes 487 amino acids.